Molecule: messenger RNA, 5310 nt
Organism: Delphinapterus leucas (beluga whale)
Lineage: Eukaryota; Metazoa; Chordata; Mammalia; Artiodactyla; Monodontidae
Source: RefSeq, a predicted model, not a curated record
CGGCGCGGCCAUGUCCUUUAAAUAAGGCCUUCCCGAGGCGCGCGACAGAGAGGCGUGGGUUGUACUGGCGUGUGAUUGUUUCGCUAGGGUCCAGGUCGCGGUUCGGGGCGGAGGCGCCGCUGACCACGAGCCUUCCUUGUGCCUUCAUCGGCUCUCCCGCCCCAGCCCCUCACCGGGCAGAAGCGUGGGAGGUGGAUUAAGUGGGAGCAGGUGAGGCCCGUCCGCUACUGAGAGAUCGACUCCUACGUUUGACUGUCCGUUGCUCACAAACUCUUUAUCCGCACGGGGUGGCAGGAGAAGCACUGAACAUGCAGUGUUGACGUUCAGGCCAGAUGCAAGCCAGAUUUCUAUUGCUGUUGAGUGAAAAUUCUAGAGACAUCCUGCCUCCUUAGGAGCCUACACUGCCAGGCAGCAGAAUUGUGAACUAGAGUGAAGCAGAAAUCUAGGAAUAUGAGCUCCAUGAUGGCCAUGGGUGAACCAAGGCUGAACUGGGAUGUUUCCCCCAAAAAUGGCCUUAAGACAUUUUUCUCUCGAGAAAAUUAUAAAGAUCAUUCCAUGGCUCCAAGUUUAAAAGAACUAUGUAUUUUAUCUAGCAGACGUAUAGGAGAAAAUUUGAAUGCCUCAGCAAGUUCUGUAGAGACUGAGCCGGCAGUUAGUUCAGCAACUCAAGCAAAGGAAAAAGUGAAAACCACAGUUGGAAUGGUUCUUCUUCCAAAACCAAGAGUUCCUUAUCCUCGUUUCUCUCGUUUCUCACAGAGAGAGCAGAGGAAUUAUGUGGAUUUGUUGGUUAAAUAUGCAAAAAUCCCUGUGAGUUCCAAAGCUGUUGGAAUAAAUAAAAAUGAAUACUUGCAGUACUUGGAUAUGAAAAAACAUGUGAAUGAAGAAGUUACAGAAUUCCUAAAAUUUUUGCAGAAUUCUGCAAAGAAAUGUGCACAGGAUUAUAAUAUGCUUUCUGAUGACGCUCGUCUCUUCACAGAGCAAAUUUUAAAAGCUUGUAUUGAACAAGUGAAAAAGUAUCCAGAAUUCUAUACUCUCCAUGAAGUCACCAGCUUAAUGGGAUUCUUCCCAUUCAGAAUAGAGAUGGGAUUAAAGUUAGAAAAAACUCUUCUUGCAUUGGGCAGUGUAAAAUAUGUGAAAACAGUAUUUCCCUCAAUGCCUGCAAAGUUGCAGCUGUCAAAAGAUAUACCUGCCACUGAAACACCAGAACAAACAGCUGCAGCUAUGCAUUAUGACAUUAGUAAAGACCCAAAUGCAGAGAAGCUUGUUGCAAGAUAUCACCCUCAGAUAGCUCUAACUAGUCAAGCAUUAUUUACCUUAUUAAAUAAUCAUGGACCAAGCUACAAGGAACAGUGGGAAAUUCCAGUGUGUAUUCAAGUAAUACCUGCCACAGGUUCAAAACCAGUUAAAGUAAUUUAUAUUAAUUCACCACUUCCCCAAAAGAAAAUGACAAUGAGAGAGAGAAAUCAAAUCUUCCAUGAAGUUCCCUUAAAAUGCAUGAUGUCCAAAAACACAACUGUUCCAGUCUCUGCAGUAUUUAUGGACAAACCAGAAGAUUAUAUAUCUGAAAUGGAAUCCACCUUUGGAAAUGCCCCUUCGAUCCUUGGGAGGGAAAAGAUGUCUUAUGAAGUUAAUGAGUGCCGAAAAAUUGAGACCCAUGAAAACUUGGAUCUGGAUUUUGAUGAUGACGUCACAGAACUUGAAACUUUUGGAGUAACCACCACCAAACCAUCAAAGUCACCGAGUCCAGCAAGUACUUCCAUAGUACCCAACGUGACAGAUAUGCCCCCAGCCCCCAGCAUAGCAAUCACAUCUGAGGCACCAAUUGCACCAGACAUUACUGCUCAUUCUAGAAGUAUAUCUCAGAUUCUGAUGGAACAGCUGCAGAAGGAGAAACAGCUGGUGACUGGUAUGGACAAUGGCCCUGAAGAGUGCAAAAACAAAGAUGAUCAGGGAUUGAUCCCCUGUGGUGAAAAUGUAUCAAAUUCUGAGAAGUCUUUGGUACAAGAUAGUGACUUGAAAACAUCUGAUGCCUUACACUUAGAAAGUUCUUCAGAAAUUGAAACCUCUAAUAAAAAUGAUAUGGCUUCUGAUAUGGAGUGUGUUGAUGAAAGAGUGAAUGUUCCAGAGAACACAGACAAUAAUUCAAAGGAAAAGCCUGUUACAUCAGAAGCAGCUAAAACUGAAGAUGUAAUUCUUUGCCAUAGUGAUACAGAUGAAGACUGUUUAAUCAUUGAUACAGAGUGUCAAAAUAAUAGUAAUGUAAAGACUGCUGAUAUGGGUUCUAAUUUAAGUUCUAAACCAGCUAGCCUAAAUUCUUCCUCAGGACAGGCUUCUGUAGGAAACCAGACUAAUACUACUUGUAGUCCUGAAGAGUCAUGUGUUUUAAAAAAACCUAUCAAACGAGUGUAUAAAAAAUUUGAUCCAGUUGGAGAAAUUUUAAAAAUGCAGGAUGAACUCUUAAAACCAAUUUCCAGAAAAAUACCUGAAAUGCCGCUGAUGAAUUCAGAAAAUUCUAAACAACCUCCUAGUUCUGAGCAACCCUCUGCUACUUCAGAUGCCUCUAGUUGGCCAAAAUCUAUAUGGCCUUCUGUGUUUCAGAAGCCAAAAGGACGAUUGCCAUAUGAACUUCAGGACUAUGUUGAAGAUACAUCAGAAUAUGUAGCUCCUCAGGAAGGAAAUUUUGUUUACAAGCUAUUUAGCCUACAAGACCUGUUGUUACUUGUGCGAUGCAGUGUCCAGAGGAUAGAGACCAGACCACGUUCUAAAAAACGGAAGAAAAUCAGAAGACAAUUUCCAGUUUACGUACUACCAAAAGUGGAGUAUCAAGCUUGUUAUGGAGUUGAAGCUCUGACUGAAAGUGAACUUUGUCGCUUAUGGACUGAAAGUUUAUUGCAUUCCAACUGCUCAUUUUAUGUUGGACAUAUUGAUACAUUUACUUCAAAGCUUUUCCUGCUAGAAGAAAUCACCUCAGAAGAAUUAAAAGAAAGACUUUCAGCACUCAAAUUUCUUCUGUUUAAUAGGAUAUCAAGUUUAUUUAACAUCCUUCAACACAUUCUAAGAAAAUUAAGUAGCUUGCAGGAGGGCUCCUACUUGUUGUCUCACGCAGCAGAAGAUUCUUCACUCCUGAUCUACAAGACCUCUGAUGGAAAAGUUACUAGGACAGCGUACAAUUUGCAUAAAACACAUUACAGCCUUCCUGGUGUGCCUUCCAGUCUCUCAGUUCCCUGGGUCCCGUUAGACCCCAGUCUCUUAUUACCAUAUCAUAUCCAUCAUGGAAGAAUACCUUGUACUUUUCCACCUAAAUCACAAGGUCCCACAACACAACAACAAAAGGUUGGUGGAACAAGAAUGCCUACCCGCAGCCGCAGGAAUUCAGUUUCCAUGGAAACCAAAAGUCUGCCUGCUCAGCAAGUUGAAAAUGAAGGAGUGGCUCCAAGUAAAAGAAAAAUAACUUAAGGACUGUACCAUGGAAAAUGAAGAAAAACCAGUUAUCACAACAAUCAAUUUAGAAAAGUUUGAGGGGAAAUAUACCUGAAAGAUCUGUAGGCAAGAGGAAUGUUUUUCUUUCACUGUUCUUGAGAGUUUUUAUAGUGCCUUGCAAAUACACAUUGACUAUGUGAAGCAGUGAUCCAACUAAAAUGGAAUGUUGUGCUCUUAACACCUGAUGUUUGAGGAGACUCCAGAUAUGGUUUAACAUUAUCGUGGCAGGGAAAUAAAGAGAGAAGAAAAUAUUUUUAUAGUAGACCUUUUGCAAAAAAUUUUAAGUAGGAAAAUAAUUUGCUUUUUUUCGAGAGCAAUAUUUAUCAUUAUGUAUUAUGUUAAUAAUUUGAGUUGUAUUGCCGGUCUGUUGAGGUUGGCUCAAAAGGUUAAAUCUUGCCACUGUCAGAGAUAAUUUUGAACUACAUAAACCUUAUUUCUGACCCAUUUGACAGUUUUUAUAUACUACUUUAAAAUGAUGAUUGAUGCAGGUUAAAGAAGUUAAUAUCUUGAAAAACUUGGUGAAAUUCCAUUGCAGAAGCCAAAAAGGAAAAUAAAAAACCCUCUGCCUCUGAAAAUUCACAAGUAAGUUAACAGUUUUUUAUUGGGCAGUCAUCAGUUUAAAAAGAAAAAACUCUUGUGGUGUAACAGGUUCGGUGACGAAUGCCUCUAUCUCUUGGCACAAAUCCUGGCUAAGUUUUGAAAUAGGCUACUAAAAGCAAAGAGAUGAGUAUAGUUUCCAGAAAAAUCUCAUAUUUCAACCAACAAGGCUAAUGUGUGGUAAAACGGAAGGUAUUUUUCUUCAUCUACACUGAUUCAUUUAAAUUUUUCAGGACCGUGGAGAUGAAUUUGGAAAAAGGCAUGAUCAAUUGAUGUUAUUAUAGUCAAUAAUAAGAAGGGAUGGACUUAAGAAGGGAUGGACUUAUUUAACUUUUGUAUUCCUCCUCUUUAAUGUGCACUAAAUAUGUGCAUCUUUUGUAAAAUACAAGCUUUGUAAGAUAGGGCAAUAUUUGCUGUGUUUUUGGAAUUUUUUAUGCAUUUUAUAUUAAUAUAAGAAACUAGUCCUAGAAACCUUCUCAACUGUUAUAAAUAGCAGUUAAGUAUUUUAUUUACUACCAAGUUUUGAUUUUUUUGGUUGGUUAUAAAAUUUUUUUCAAAUUAAUGAGCAAUUACUAGUAAAAUUGUUUUAUGCAUUUUAAUAUAUAGUUUCCUCAUCCUGCCAUUCCCAUUUUAAAAUAUUGAGCUUGGUUUUCAGUGGUCUUGAUCUUUUUUUAACUUUGUCACAUACCCAUAUUUCCCAGAAAUAUUCCAGCUGUGAGUUAUUUGGCAGUGAACCAAGGGAGAGGCAGGGAUUCCCUUGGAAUUUGCUCUUUUAAAAAAACUAAACAAUGAUUGCUUCAGACUUCUGAAUACCAGAAAGAGUUGGCUUUCAUUUUUUUAGUAUACUUUUUACUUAGUAAAAUGUGUGAUCUUACAGGUGGUUAUUUUGAAAUUAUCUUAGCCAUCUAUCUGAGUAACCCUAGACUUUGUUUUCCACUUGUGCUUUAUCAAGCCUCUUUUUUCUAAUGUAUAUUUGAUCUUGUGUUCUUUUUCUUGAUUUUUAGUACUGAGAAUGUAUAAACAAGAAAGUGACAUUGACAGUAUGAGCAAAGAUUUAAAAAAAAAAACAGACUCAAUGUUGGCAAGAAUGUGAUGAGCCUGACCCACUUAUAUCUCUGAGGUGAAGGUAUAAACAUUUCGUUCAGUAAAUGUAUGAGUGCAUCUGUACUGUAUGCCACACAACCUAAAGUAGGUCCUUAUGUUUACCCUCUGAUAAAAUUCUUUUUUCAUAUA